AGGAGCAAAAGCCACCCGGCAGGGCUGAGGCUGGGGGACAGCCAGGUCCUGCUGGGCCCACCUGGCCGGGAGAGCCCCGGGGGUUCCUGGCACUGCCCUGAGCACUGGGCAUCCCUGGUGGUCCGGACUCAUCCCACAGUGGACCAGGAUGCCAAGGCUGAGCUCGGGGCCCCUGCACUGGCUGCACCCUGGUGCUGGUGGUGGCCACGAUGGGCAGCUCGGGAUGGAGCAGGGACACGCACGAGCCCAGCAGCCACGUGGCCCCAAAAUCUGGGACAGCUCCAUGGGGAGGCAACGGAGAUCAGCAGGACCUGCCAACAGCCCGGACCCUGCCUGCCUGGAUCCUAUUUUCCCUGCCCAGCCGCAUCCAGCCCGCAGGUCCCAGCUCGCUCCCGAGCCCAGCAGGAGCCGGCGGGGGGGAGCAGGCUGUGCUGCGAGGACGGGGCUGGAACGAGGACGAAGAAGCAAGAACUCGGAGUGCUGGGCCGUGGGAGGUGGCAGGAGUUUGCCCUCACCAAAGGAUGUCAUGUUGGAGAAGAACCGACCGGGGCACCUGCCCCAAACCCCACGGAGGGCGGAACAGACUCCCGGGAUGGAGCAAGAGGCAAACCAAUACCCGAAGCCCAGGCUGGAGGCGCCGGGAAUCCCGGGACGAGGUUGCUCCGGGAUCACCAACCUCACACCGGGUGGUUUGUUCCUGCAGAUUCGAGACUGUGGCACCAAUCCCUUGGGAAGUGCCUCCCUGGAGCGGGGAUGGACAUUUCCCGUGGUGUGGAUCCUGCUCAUCCUGGACAGAGGUGGAUGGAAUGGGCAGCAGAAACACAGAGAAGAGGGAUGGAGGGCUGGGAGAGCAGGAUUUGUCCGGGAGCUCCCCUCUGGAUCAGAGAAGGUAAAAGCACCUCUGUCCUGGGUUCAAACCUCAAACUACCUGAGUGCAAAAGGUGAUCCACAACCCCAGGGCUGGCACUGGAUCAUCCCUAUCAUCCCUCAGGUCUUUUGGUUUCCCAAGGAAUCCUGUGGCAACACCCAAACCAUCAUCUCUCCCGAGUCAAAUCAUCUUUCUGGGGUUUAAUUUCAGAGACAAGGUUUCUACAGGGGCUUCAAAAAUCUAUGUCCAGGCAGAUAAAUACUCUUAUUAAAUAUCCUUAAAUUUAUCAUAGGGAUGUUCCCCAACUAGAAGAGGCACCAGGUGGGAUGUGGCACAAAGGGCCAGGAAAAAUGGGCCCCAAAAUCUGGCCCUAAAUAGCCUCCUUUUCCCUAAAAAUCUACAAGGCAGCGUGUCCAUAUCCAUAAAUAAUUUAAAUCCAGGUUUUCCUUUGCUCGUGGAUCACUGCCCCAGAGCAGCAGCCUGUUUGGGAUGAGUCCAGAGCCCCGCUGGAACGGGAGUCCCGGGGGAUGGCGGGGGCUGAGCUGGGAAGGGCCAGGCCUGUCCCUGCUGCUCUGAGAGACGGUUUUCCUCCGUGUCAAACAAAUCCAGCCCUCCCAAAUCCGGCCCUGGGGUGCAGUUGGAGCAGCACAGCCCCUCAGGGAGCGUGGGAGGGAUCAGCUGAGCAGGUGGCAGGUGCUGGGGAAGCGCAAACUCAACGAACCACCACCAGAUUUAUGCGAGCGCCGAUAAAGCCGAGUGGAAAAGCGCUUUCUU
Messenger RNA from Pipra filicauda (Wire-tailed manakin), 1642 nucleotides. RefSeq lists its product as uncharacterized. Bases 210 to 893 code for a protein of 227 amino acids. The record is from RefSeq and is a predicted model, not a curated record. Lineage: Eukaryota; Metazoa; Chordata; Aves; Passeriformes; Pipridae. The transcript is spliced from 7 exons.